Messenger RNA from Spodoptera exigua (beet armyworm), 3025 nucleotides. The record is from the annotation of a GenBank genome assembly. Lineage: Eukaryota; Metazoa; Arthropoda; Insecta; Lepidoptera; Noctuidae.
AAUUCUUCACACAGAGACAACAGGAGCCAGUAGUGUAUCAGUUGGGCCUGCUACGUGAGCUCGGAAGGUGGCGGGGUAUAAUACAUAGAGUCGCCACACUGACGCAAGUGCUUUCGCAGAUUCAGAAGCUCGCGGCCGUGACAUUGAAUGCAGCAACAUUUCACAGAGUGCGGCACCUCCUGCGCUGCACUCACUGCACCACAAGCUGCUGCGGCGUGGUGGCCGAGUGUCGCGUCCAUGCAGCUCGACCGCUUCAUUAUUGAGACUGUCAACUUUAUUAAGCGCUUUAUUAUUGAAACCAUCAACUUUAUCAAACACGACGCGCGGCUAGUGGCCGGCUAGCAGUGGGCCGCUCGCGACGCUCCCAGCUCCACGCACUCCGAGACAUGGCCCGCAGGGGGCUCACAGCGCUGCUGUUGCUGCUGCUGGCGGCGUCGGCGUCGGCACUAGCGAGAGAUGUUACCGACGCUGAGUACGCGCGGUUCCCGCGGCUGUACCACCUGGACGACUACAGCGCGUGCCUGGCGCGGGAGGACGGCCUCUACUGCCUCGGCUCCUUCAACCUCGCGCCACUCGCAGACCACAGCCCGCUCUACUCCAUGCUCGAGGAGUACUCCCUGGAGGCGCACCACUUCAACCGCACGCAGCUGCACCGCGGGUACUGCGUGAGCUCGCGGUGCGCGGCGCUGGCGGCGGAGCGCAACGUGUCGCGCCGCUUCGAGCGCUGCGCGGCGCAGUGGGCGCGGCGGCUGGGACUGCGCCCCUCGCUGGCGCGCCUGCACUACUGCCGCUCGCACGCGCAGGAGGUGGCGCGCGCCCACAGCCCCGACCCGCUCGACAUCCCGCAGCGACUGUUCCUCUACGUGCUCGCUGCCAUCCUAGCGCUCAAUGUGCUCGGCACGACGUAUGAUGUUAUUACUCAUGAUAACCCUAAAAAGAACUGGCUGAGCAGCUGGUCGCUGCGGUCCAACUGGCGCCGCCUCACCGCUACACACGAGGACGGAGACCCUCGGCUGUCUGCACUCACACCCGUCCAGGGAGUCAGGGUGUUGCUGAUGGUGCUGAUUAUGGCGACACACAGCGGCUGCAUACAGGUCAUGCUGUACCUCUACAACCCGAGGUGGAUCGAACAGGUAUCUCGCCACCCGGUCCUGAUGCUGUUUCUGAACGGUACCUCGAUAGUACAGAUAUUCGUGAUGCUGUCCAACUUUCUGCUCGGCUACAAUCUGCUCCUCUACACCAAGGAUCACAAGCCCUCGUUCAGCCUGCUACCGUACAUCAUCAUUAAGAGGAUAGCCAGGAUCUCCCCGGUGUACCUGCUGGUGGUGGGGUACGCGGCGACGUGGUGGCCGCGCAGUGGGGCCGGCCCGAUGUGGUCGGCAUUCGCCGGCGCCGAAAGCGCCAUCUGUCGCCGCAAAUUCUGGACACACGUGUUCUACAUCAACAACCUCGUCGACCCUGACGACAUCUGUCUCGUUCAGACAUGGUUCCCAGCGGUGGACACGCAGCUGCACAUAGUGGCGGGCGCGCUGUCGCUGUGGCUGGCCCGACGCCGCGCGCUCGCCCUGCGCCGCCUGCUGCUGCUGGCCGCCGCCGCCAGCGCGCUCACCGGCCUGCUCGCUUACGUCUUCCAUUGGCAAUCCAUCGUGUACUACGCGUAUCCCAAAAACCUGAACACGAUGUACAAGGGCAUACGAUCGUUCUCCUGGCUGUACCAGGCACCGUGGGGCAGCCUCGCCGCCUGCCUCAUUGGACUGCUGGCGGCGUUCGUACACUUUGAGUUACAGGAGUCAGGAGUAAAGGUGACUUCUCUGAAAGGGGUGAAGUGGUUGCGUAGGCUGUACAGCAUGACACCGCUGCUGGUGGUGGCCUGGAUCCUGGCAGGGAACUGGCUGCGCGGGUACGACGAGCCCUGGUUCACCGCACUGUAUGUGGCGCUCGAGCGACCCGUGCUCAGCCUGCUCGCCGCCGGCUUCCUGCUCGGCAUGAUCAACGGCCUAGAAUGCUGGCUGCAGCAGCUGAUGUCGUGGCGCGGCUGGCACGCGCUGGGCCGCAUGUCGCUGUCCGUGCUGAUGGUGCACUGGUGCAUCAACAUGAACAUCGCCGCCUCCCGCCUGCAGCCCACCACCGCAUCCCUGCUCAGCGUGGUGGUCGAUUGCGUGGCGACGAGCUUCUGCUCGUACAUGGUGGCGGUGCCGCUCACCAUCAUGGUGGAGAUGCCGGUGCAGAGGGUGGUCACCGCACUGCUCAUCCAAAGGGCGACCAAACAGUCGUAGCCCCCGCUGCUUGCAGGGAACUCUCUCUUCUUAAUUGUGCAAUAUUCAAGAGCGAGUGCAAUCGUUCCUGGACUAUACGGUGACGCACGUUUGUUCAAACAAAUGAUGAAGUGGUGUGGAAUCCCAGGACACUGGAGCUGUGUUGUGAUAAUUGUAAAAUGGUAUGUGUAAUGUAGAACAAUGAACCAUUUCGUGCCUUACCUAUAAUUAUGUGAGUGCAGCACUGACUGCCUGUUGUUAUUUGUGUCAAUGCAGAUGUACUGAUGGUGACUGACUCUUUAUUGUAUUCAUACAAUGUAUUCAACUAUUUGUUAUAUAACAUGUCGCAGCCGUAUGUGUUAUUAAAAAUGCCAACUAACUGACUUGCCACCAAAUUAGAAGAAAACUUGAAUUUAAUAAGUGUGUUUGACACGUCACGCGUCACAAUGUCUGUUUGACAAGGUAAAUUGAUUAAUUUCAAGUCACGCGAAGGGCUCAUAAUCAUGAGCAGGGGAUAAAUUAGUGUUACAACAGCUAUGAUACAAGAAAGAUGGAUGAUGUCUAUAGCUGCCUAACCUACCUUAACAUGUAAUGACUUCGCUACAAAUGUACGCCAUGAUAUAUUGCGUUUACUCAGCUGUUUUAAUGUCUUGUACUGCAUUGUUUUUAGUGUUUAUUUGGCAAAUAAGGCUGCGACACACGUAAUUAUAGAACUGUGACGUUAGUGUUAGUAUGUAAUUAGUUUUAUAAUAUAAGCUUGUUAAGAGGGA